AUGGUUUGCCAAAUUGACACACGAAUUACUUCAUCAGGAUUCACUCAAAGCAAAAAUGAUUAUUCAUUAUUUGUUCAUAGAAUUACUGAUUCUAUCACUAUUGUAGCCAUCUACGUGGAUGACAUCAUUCUGACAUGUUAUAAUCCUCUUAUUAUUCAUCAAUUAAAGGCUCACCUUCAUCACAUCUUCAGCAUUAAAGAUUUGGGUACCUUGAGUUUCUUUCUAGGGAUUGAAGUGUCCUAUGUGGAUCAAGGUAUUAUAAUUAUGUCUCAAAAGAAAUUUACCUUGAAACUAAUUAGAGAUUCUGGCAUUCAGGUGAACAAAAGAGCUGUCACUCCCUUGCCUGUGCACCUUAAACUUCAACACUCUUAUUCUCCUCUCUUUUCUGACCCUACUCUAUAUCGUAGCUUGGCUCUCACUCACACACUCAGUUAUGUGGCUAAUACUGCAGGCCAAGGCAUCCUAUUGAAUGGUUCUGAUCAGCUUCAUCUCUAG
Molecule: messenger RNA, 495 nt
Organism: Amaranthus tricolor (Joseph's coat)
Lineage: Eukaryota; Viridiplantae; Streptophyta; Magnoliopsida; Caryophyllales; Amaranthaceae
Exons: 2
Coding region: 1-495 (164 amino acids)
Source: RefSeq, a predicted model, not a curated record